This is a messenger RNA of Artibeus jamaicensis (Jamaican fruit-eating bat), 3154 nucleotides long. Its product is annotated as zinc finger protein 764-like. The record is from RefSeq and is a predicted model, not a curated record. Lineage: Eukaryota; Metazoa; Chordata; Mammalia; Chiroptera; Phyllostomidae. The coding region runs from base 3 to 1226 and encodes 407 amino acids. Gene Ontology annotation, cellular component: nucleus. Gene Ontology annotation, molecular function: RNA polymerase II cis-regulatory region sequence-specific DNA binding; DNA-binding transcription factor activity, RNA polymerase II-specific. The transcript has 3 exons. Gene Ontology annotation, biological process: central nervous system development; regulation of transcription by RNA polymerase II.
CCAUGGCGCCGCCUUCGGCCCUGUUCUCAGCGCGGGAACCAGAGGGGACACUGCGCGAGGGGAGGAGCCCCGAGCACGUGAGCUUCGCGGACGUGGCCGUGUACUUCUCCCCGGAGGAGUGGGGCUGUCUGCGCCCGGUGCAGAGGGCCCUGUACCGGGACGUCAUGCGGGAGACCUACGGCCACCUGGGCGCGCUCGGAUUCCAAGGCACCAAGCCGGCCCUCAUCUCCUGGAUGGAGGAAGAGGCUGAACUGUGGGGUUCAGAUGCCCGAGAUCCGGAGUUGGGAGAGUGUCUGUCAGAAGACCCAGCAGGUUCCAUAAACAAGGAAGAGAAAGGACAAAGAGAAGGCACUGAGGCACUGGAGAAGAUCCUUUCUAUGAACACUUGGCCUCUUGGGCUGAAGCCUCUCAAACCCCCUUCUGCUGUGCUCCCUUACAGUGUGGAGCAAUCAACCAAGGUGCCUCACCGGGGUCGCCCCCCACUCUUUGCCCAUCCCCCUGUUCCGAGGGCGGACCAGCGUCAUGGUUGCUAUCUCUGUGAGAAGAGUUUUGCCUGGCGCUCCACAUUGGUGGAGCACCUAUACACCCACACGGGUGAGAAGCCCUUCUCUUGUCCUGACUGUGGCAAGGGCUUCGGCCAAGCCUCCUCUCUGAGCAAGCACCGGGCCAUUCACCGUGGGGAGCGGCCCCACCGCUGCCCCAACUGUGGCCGGGCGUUCACCCAGCGCUCUGCCCUUACCACCCACCUACGGGUCCACACGGGUGAGAAGCCGUACCGCUGUGCUGACUGUGGCCACUGUUUCAGCCAGAGCUCUGCUCUCUACCAGCAUCAGCGGGUCCACAGCGGCGAGACCCCCUUCCCCUGCCCAGACUGUGGCCGUGCCUUUGCCCAUGCCUCAGACCUUCGGCGCCAUGGGCGCACCCAUACAGGCGAGAAGCCUUACCCGUGCCCAGACUGUGGGCGCUGCUUCCGACAGAGCUCUGAAAUGGCAGCCCACCGGCGUACCCACAGUGGGGAACGCCCCUACCCCUGUCCUCAGUGUGGCAGGUGCUUUGCCCAGAAGUCAGCCAUGGCCAAACACCAGUGGGUCCAUAGGCCUGGUGCUGGGGGACGCAGGAGUCAGGGUGCCAGUGGGUUGCCUGUACCUCUGUCUCCUGGGCAAGGGAACCUAGACCCACCUGUGGACUUCCAGCACUACCCAGAGAUAUUCCAGGAGUGUGGGUGAUGGCCUCAAAGGUGAAAAGAGAAAGGGUGAGGACCUAAACAUGUCUUGAGGCUCAAGCUGGAAUAGGUAUUCAACUUCUGGGGGCUCCAGGGAGGUCAUAGAAUUCCUUGUAAGAGCUGGACCUGCGGGAUGAGGACCAUCUUAUUUUAGGUUCUUACCAGCUUGAAAUGCUGACACCUCAUUCUCUACUGUCCUAGACUCCAGAAGUCCCCUUCACUGAAUUAGGGCUGGGGUUAGAACCCUGAGUAGGCCUCUGCUGUAGGAAGAAAAGGCUGUUUGUCAGCUUAGAUGUGUUAAGAGGAUUGAGGUAGAAGAGAACCUUGUUUUACCUAUUAUCUAUUUUUACUGCAGGAGUUAAUAACUGAUGGUCAUGUAUUGAAUCUGGCCUAUAGCUGUCUCUCUCUCUCUCUCUCUUUUUUUUUUUUUUUUUGGCUCAGUCAGAAUUUUAAAAGGUUACAAAUUACUGGUUAAGAUCUCACACAAAAAUCUAGGUUUCUGACUUCUGAGAAGUUCAAAAGAUUUGGCAACUCUCUCUGAGCUCCCACAAAACCACAGUUGGUGGGAGCUGGGGGCAGUUGUCUGUCCCCUUUGCUCAGCGUGCUCACUACUCUGCAUCAGCUGACCAGCGUCAGCUGACACUCAUGGUCUGACCAGGUCUCUGGCAAAGCAGGCCUUCUUCAUCUGGUAGUUUCCGCUCCUUUACAGGACCUGUUGGGAUCCUGUGGUCAUUGGAGUUUGCAAACCACAGCAUAUAGCUUUCCCAAAUCAGGGAUUCAGGUAGAGAGUAUAUAUGUGAAAGAGUGGCAGGAAUGAAGUAAAAGUAGGCUUUAUUUUGGAGCUUCCUUGCAUUGUAUUGUUAACAAGGUACUGUCUUGACCAUGAUCUCAUUUCACCCUCAUAACUGCCUGAGGAGGGGAGCACCUUGGUUGGACAGGACAGCUCAGUUAGGAAGAGGCAGUCACACUGAAUCUUUUUUCCCAAACCAGUGGCAUCUCUGCUGUAUCACAGCACUGCUCUCAGCUGGCCAGCAGUUCCUGGUUCUAAAGGGGAAGGCCCUGAGAGCACCCUCCAGCCCUCUGGGCCUCCGUGGGAGAGCCCUAUGGCUCAGGCCUUACCCACCCUAGACCCAGCCAGCAGGGCCAACCUCAUCACAUUCUAGAACUGGAAGGGAUCUGAACUUUUGCAGUUGGGGACACUGAAACUGGGGAAAACUAAGCAACCUGUCCAAGGUCACACACAGGGAUGGUAAGGUUCUUGGUUUACUGCUCUCUUUACCACACCAUUCCUGGAUCUCUUGCCAGUGUCUCAGCCAGGGUUCUGGAGGCAUCUUCCAUUCCUGUGAGGGCUCCCAGGCACUGACCAGAACUGGGGACUGACCAGCCCAGGGUCAGUGAAGCCCAGGUGUAAGAUAAGUGACAAAACAGCCACAUGGCAGACCAAGGGAAGGCAGUAACCAACCUGAGAGUUAAGGGCAAAUGAGCAAAGCUUGAUCUUCACUCUCUUCAGGUACAUCCAUCGUGAACCAAGAGGAACUAGCCCAGGAACAUUGGGAUUAGUAGCCAGAGGGAACUGUACUCAGCUGUAUUCCCAACCUCUGUACACAUUCUUUCCCCUCUCACCGUGUGAUUACAUUAUACAACUAUCAUGAAUUCCUUUGUGGUUAGAGUCCAGCCGUGUCCAGGUGAUGGAAGCAGCCAGCCCUGGGCAGACCCUGUCCUGCAUCUGGUCAGGAUGAUUCUUGACUAAAGGAGGAGUAGCAGGGGAUAUGUCCCCUGCUUGCCUGUGUGCACUUGCCUUCUUUACUGAAUUCAGCCUCUUGUCUGGCCUACCUUAGGGAGGAAGAAACCAGAUUUGUCAACCUGGAGAAACUUCUAAAGAAAAAGGUAGAAGAUUCGGGGAAAAGACACUGUUCAGGUGAAGUAAUGAAA